Selaginella moellendorffii is the source of this 743-nucleotide messenger RNA. RefSeq names its product PH-interacting protein-like. Bases 1 to 735 code for a protein of 244 amino acids. The transcript is spliced from 4 exons. Gene Ontology annotation, biological process: cytoskeleton organization; regulation of cell shape; regulation of transcription by RNA polymerase II. Gene Ontology annotation, cellular component: nucleus. Lineage: Eukaryota; Viridiplantae; Streptophyta; Lycopodiopsida; Selaginellales; Selaginellaceae. The record is from RefSeq and is a predicted model, not a curated record. Gene Ontology annotation, molecular function: protein binding.
AUGAGAGAGCCACUGACCAGCUCUGGAACGAGCUCCUACAGCACAAGCUCUUGCCCCGGAGGUACCAUCAGGAAUGGAACGCCCCCCGCCGACGAGAAUGACGAUGGUUUGUCGUUCCCACUCAGCUACGCGCAAGUUGCCGAGAGAUAUAAGAACGUUGACAACAACCACUUGGUUAAGCUCUUGCAGCAACUACUUGUUCACGACAAGUCCGCGUCCUUGCUUGAUGCGAAAGUUCCCAAGCAAUUGACUGCCGCUGACGUUCCUACGCUUUUGGGGUCAGGAGCAUUCUCGCUUUUGGAAUCGGAGCAAAGCAAUGCUACUAGUAUCUCUACCAAGAGAAUAGAACAAAUGCGAUGGCCGCAUUGGCAAGCUGACCAAGUUCAUGCUCUCGCGUUCCGUGAACUUGGUGGUGGAUUUGCAAAGCAUCACAGACCGCCAUCCACACGGACUGUGAAACAUGUUAUCAUCAAGCCAUCUGUACUGGUGAACAGAAUAAGAAUCAUCCAGGUGCUAAGGGGUCAUCGUAAUGCGGUAUAUUGUGCCGUUUUUUAUCGUACUGGACGGUAUCUUGUCACUGGCUCGGACGACCGGCUUGUGAAGAUAUGGUCCGUAGAAAAUAGACUUUGCCUUCGUAGCUGUAGAGGACACGGGGUACUAUUUUCUGCAUCCGUUUCGAAUAUUGUGCUUAAAACCUGGCUUUUAGGGGGAUAUAACCGAUUUGUCUGUAAGUAGUUCGAACA